This is a messenger RNA of Physella acuta, 6561 nucleotides long. RefSeq lists its product as uncharacterized. Gene Ontology annotation, biological process: signal transduction. Lineage: Eukaryota; Metazoa; Mollusca; Gastropoda; Physidae. The record is from RefSeq and is a predicted model, not a curated record.
ACGCGAAGGCAGUUCCCCACACGGAGAGUGUUGGAGGAAUUUCUGUGAAGGGAUUCGGCCGUCUGGUCGGCUAAAGGACUUUUUCUACCGGGGACAUGUGUCGCCUGCUUAGGAUAACGUUGUGAUGUGGUUUAUUUUCACUGGAAUAUUACACACCGUUUGAAAUGCUGUGCUGGUGAAAUGGUAAUGAAGGUGGUUGGUUGGAUAGUGUGUUCACGUGUGGAGUACAGCAACAAGUGUUUGAUUGUCUAAGUACUAGAUCUAGCUUUCGAUCGUGGCCGAAAUCCGGGUCUUCAUUUCGCUUUCUAUGUUUCCUGUUAAAUGAUACAGUCUUUAAUCAGUUUUGAACUCGUUACCGUUUUGCAAGAGAUGGUUGUAAAUUUUACAAAUUACCGGGCGGUGUUGUAGAUCGUUGCCCGGGUCGAAUAUUUAGGAACUGACCUGAAAGUCACAUGACAGGUGGCAUGGUGUCAUGGUGCUAGUGACAAGCUUCAGUGCCAUGCCGAACUCCAGACCAGGCAUCGUUUUGUCGCAGCAGAGGGGCGGGCACCGCAGGGAGUUCCUGACGUACGGCGUCGACGCCCCGGUGCCAGACCGUGGACGGAAUCUGCACGUGCCGGCUCUCUCUGGGUACCAGCCAGCCCUCGACAAAUCCCGGAACACGCCCCAGGAUUUGUUCCAGAACACGCCCCAGGAUUUGUUCCAGGACAAAUCCCAGGACGCUGUCCGUAAACUGAGCUCCUCCAGUUUAAAGAGCUCCUCGCUCGUGAACUUCUCUCAGCCCUCCAGCAACAUGACGUCACCGCUCUCGUCAUCUUCUGCGUCAUCGCUGCCCCAUUCUGGUAACACCAGGGUCAUGGUCAACGGGUUUUUGGUCGAUGUCAAACCGCCACUGGACGUCAAACCCGCCAUCGACCAACGCACCCGACGCGUGGGACAACAUCGACUCAACGGUCACAUCGACCGUCCAACGACCGAGUGGACUUCGAGUCUUGGCCGUGUUCCCAAAUCUGCUUCUUGUACUCAGAUUUCCCACGACCUUUCAUCGUUAAAUGACAUGAACGACUUAACCAGCGGCCGCCAUAGACCAUUUCCUAACGACCGUCCUAAAAAUGAAUUCAAGAAAUCGGGUAUUUUAAGAAUCAACGCGACGAAAAUACCGGAAGUCGUGCCCAAAAACGGACCGUCAAACGGCCUGGUCAAAAGUCCAUCGAUCGACCAAGCAAGCGGUCAAUUAUCUUCCUACCCGGACAUUGAUAAGUGGAGUCCCAGCUAUGUGAAGUUAAGCUUCUUAAUGGGAAAUGGGAACUCGGAUUCUAGGCGAGCCGUCAACUCGGGGAGUAAAGAAACAACGGGUCAGUCUAGUUUGGCCACGCAUGCGCAGUUGGAUAUUGGUGACGAUUACAAACAGCGGAGUAAUAUCGGCAGAGAGAGACUGGAUCGUGCGUACAAAAGUAGAUCCAUGCAGUGUCUUAAUGAACAAGGGGAUAAGAUGCCUGGGAAUUAUGUUAAUCCGGGGACGGUCCGUGUGGUGAGCGCGCACCAUAGUGACCAAUCCUCGACCGGAAGUAGUGAUUUGGUUGACUUUCACAAGAGUUAUGGGACGUACUCACGCCGCGGCAGUGACCAACAGCUCCGGCGGACGGUGUCGUACGAGCCGCAGGGUUUCGAACCUGCGCCUGUGAUCAACCGGACCUCCAGCGACGGUGAGAUAGAAUCUGAGUAUGUCUUGUUGGACCCCCGCUACGUGCCCUCGCUCCCCGCACGCUUAGGUCGAGUGGACGAGUUCCUGGUCAAACCCUCGGACUUCUGCCUCUAUCAUUUCUCACCAAACUCCUCCAUCUCAUCCAACGGUAGCUCCAAAGAGAACCAUCACGUGACCCAUCAUGACGCCCCCGCUAACCUUGACCCCUUGCAUGCGCCUGUGUUGAUUAGGCCUAGCGCCAGCAUGUACUGUGUUAAACCUAACCCUAACCAUGUAGACCCCAGAAUGCCUCACAAGAAACGACUAAACUUAGUCACCCUAGACACCGUGUCAGAGACUAGCAGCGCCCAGUUCUACUCCCCUAGAAGCUCCACCAGUAGUUCUAGAGAAACCGGAAGUCCCAGAUCUACCUCUAGCUUAACCCACACCCCGUUAAACUUUAACCCCGCCCCGUCUAGAAGAAGCGGAAGAGCUCCUUCUAAAACCGCAAGUGACCUCCCGCAGCAUAUGACCAGAAGCAGGUCACUCCCUGACCUCCAGGCGGAAGCGGAAGCCGACAAGGAGAUGUCCAGUAACUAUAGCGACGACGAAGAUGGGGACGACUUUGGAUUUUUGAGUUACCCAAUAUCCUUCUCUUGCUCACCAGCUAUGCACAAGGUCAAGCCCUCGUCGCCAGGAGCGCGCAUCUUCCCCAAGCGAUGGAGGAGUAAGACUAAAGCCAUACCCUCGCUCACCCCCACGGCCAUGUGGACGCCCGGACCUCCGGGGUCAUGCACGUGGUCCAGCGUGAGUGGCCGAAAAGUGCAGCUCCGGCCGAGCAGCAUCCUGAGUCUGUGUGAGGCCGAAAGACAAGUCCUGCAGACCAUCGCGCUCUCCAAGCUGCAGGCGAUGGAGAUCGGCUGCCCCAUCACACUACCAAAGGAAAAUGAUGAUUUACGAAAAACGAAAAAGUCAUCACUAUCUUUAAAAAGACGUUCAAAGUCUGUUAGUGCUCCCGCACUCGAUGCCAUGUGUAAAGACGGACAAGGUCUGGUGUUUGGCAUUCCUUUGAACAGGUGCUUGAUGAAUGACAGGGAGGUGGAGAAGAGGAGAAGAAAAGCAGCUGCCACUGGGAGCUCUUCUUCCAUGAAAAUGAGAACAGACAGCGGUGAGAACUUGGCGCUUCCUAGGUCUGCAAGAAAGUCGAGUAGCUCUUCUCAAGGUUCUUUGGAAAACAGCAGUAGUUUAGUUUCCCACCACCAUGACCUAGCUGUGCCAUCUCAUAAGAGAGCUGCCAGCUCCGAUAGCUUGUCAGAAUCAGAGUCUAGUCGAAACACAAGUUCUAGUUUGAUUGAUGCGUUGUCUCUGUCUACCUCCAACCCUGCCUCUCGGCCUGGAAGUCUGGCCAUUGAUGGCGCUCAGCUAGCCAAUCAGGGGGAGCCACAAGUCCCCUAUGUUGUGAAAGAAUGUUUUAGGCACAUUGAAACUUAUGGUUUACAAACACUUGGUAUUUUUCGAGUUGGAUGCUCGAAAAAGAGGGUCAAACAGUUACGAGAAGAGUUUGACAGUGGCAGGGAAGUGCACCUGACAGAUGAGUACAAUCCCCAUGAUGUUGGUGCUCUGCUGAAAGAAUAUUUUAGAGACCUACCUGAUCCACUUUUGACAAGAGAAUUAUAUUUGCCAUUUUUAUAUGCUAAAAGAUUAAAAGAUGAACAUAAAAGGCACAAUGCCAUUAAGCUUCUCAUCUCAAUGCUGCCUGUUGCUAACAGAGACACACUGUGGGCUUUAUUACGGUUCUUGGCUACAGUUAGCCAACAUGCUACUGACACAACUGAUGAAAAGGGAGAAGUUAUUUCUGGAAACAAAAUGGAUGCUCACAAUCUGGCAACGUUAUUUGGGCCUAAUAUUCUCCAUAGAACAAAGGCAGCAACUGAUAAGGAGUUAAUGUCCGAGUCUGCUGAGCGUGUUGAACAAAGUAAAGAAAUUAUUGAAGUUGUUAAAUAUAUGAUUGACAACAACCAUGAAUGUUUUGAGAUUUCUGGCAAUCUGAGAGAUGAUAUUUUAAGGUUAUUGAUUGAAUCCAAUCAAGACACUGCUGAUAGAAUUCUCAAAGGCCUAGCUAAUCAAAAUCAAAUUGAAGCAGAUCCUGAAUCUAUGUGCAGUGUGUUUGAGGAUGCAAUGAAUGGCCCUAUCUUAUAUCAUUCAAUGAACAGUGAUGCUGACCUUUUGUCAUAUGCCCGUAAAACUUCAUCCACAUCCCACCGUCCACUUCGAGUAACUAAGAGUGCAGACAACAGUCUGGAUCAACCAGCCUCAAAAGCAAGAUCAUCCCAUUUAUCAGAAUCUCAGGCUCUCUCGCCUUCUUCGAAAGACAAUCAGACUUUAGUUCCAUCCAGCCCUGUUGGCCCCGGCACAACCCGAUUUGACCUAGGUCACAACUUUCCCAGCCCUAUGGUUGGCUCUCGUGUUCCUAUACUAAAAGUAUCACACGAUACAACAAACACAGAAGUUGUUUUACGCGGCAGAUUAGAUGUAGCUAAUAUGGAGCGGCCCUAUUCAGAAGGUUACAACCAAAGUUUGAGCAUUCCAAGACCGGUAUAUUAUAGAGAAAACAGUGGAUCUAGUAUUAGCAGUGGUCUUUCAUCAUCGUUAAAUAGCCAUGGGGGCUCCGACAACAGCCAGACUGGUCAAUGGGUCUUGCCAACCCCACCCACUUCAAGAGGAACAUCACCCAAACCUUAUUUUAAAUAUAAUCUCUCAUCAUCGACUUUAAUACCAUCCUCGUCAUCAAAAAGUGUAAAUUACACAUCUUUACAAAACGAUGAUGAAAAUAACCCUCCUGUAGGUUCGUCUGAAUGGGAGCAGGAAAGGUGGAGACACUGGGAAAAAAUUGCUGCGGAGAAAAAAAGUUUAGAAACUGAGCAAGAAACAUUGGUGUGAGUGGAGAAAAGGUAGCAGGACUCAACUGUGCCAGAAUGUGCUUCUAUGUUGAAACAUUAUAAUUACCUGUGUUAUGUGUUUUCAUAUGUGCUCAAAGGUAUCCCAAUUUAAAAAUGGAUUUGUUUUUUGAACACAAAAAAUAUAAGUUUUGCUAAAGAUCAACAGAUAAUGCAAAUUUUUCUUCUUUAUAAUGUAGCGUGCAUGCUGAAGACAGCUAGCAUAUAGUGGUGGUAAAGUGUUUCUCCAUUUGAAACAUAAGGCCUAAUUGAAAAAAAAAAGCUGAUUACUAAUUUUUUUAAUUCAGCUCAUUCCAACUGUUUUAGCUACAAGUGUAUCUUAGAUUUGUUAAAUCUUAGCUUGAGAAAUGUCAAAACACAUAACCCUGACUCAAGAGUAUUAUUAGUUCCCAAAGUAGAGCUCAGAAUUAAUGGAGGAAUCAAAAUGUUUGUAGUUUUCAGUAUAACAGGGUAUUUUUCUUUGUGGCGAAAGAAACUUAGUAGAUCACAAAGCUCUGUAAACAAUAUUUUAAGUACCAAUGGCAGUCUUCAUUUAAAUUAGAUUUUGUGUCCUCAGUAUUUUAUACUGCUUGCUUGAGCAAUCAUUGAUUGGUGCUAACAACUAAGAAAUAAUUUUAAAAUUAAAACUGCAUUUUGUUUAACUACCCAUUUUAAAAACAAAAUUAUGAAAUUGGCAUUGUUCACUUGGAUGUUUUUCAAAGUAGUAUCAUUAAAAUAACUUUUUUUUUGUUUAAUAGGAGGGUUAGAUUAAAAAAGCAGCUGUACUUGGUGUGCUUUAUAAAUGAUAACAGUGCUCAACAUGAUAUGGCAUAAUUCACUGAUUGUGAGGAGGACAAUUUUACCUUCAGGGUUUUGAAACAUGAAUGAUUCUGUACAGAUAAUGUAAAUAUAUAUAUAUAUAUAUAUUACUUUGCUUACACAUGUUUUUAAUGGCAAAUCAAGUGUUCUUCCCUGAAAAAUAUGUACCUCAUUAUGUAAACCAAUGACAUGCAUGCUAAAUCAAAAUAUAUUUAACUGAAACAGUCUUUCCUCUGAUGUGCUUCCUACUCUGACAUCUUAGUUAAGUAUCUAAUUAUUUUUUUUUCUAAAACCUUAUGUGCAUGUAAUACUCAAAAAACAAAAAUUCACAUGAACAUGUUAGUUCAUCAACUGUUGCAUUUUUUAAAUAUAAAUAGGCUCAGUGUUGAGGGUGGGGAGAAGUAUAAUUCUCAGUAUGUUUCAUCCUGUUCCUAUAGUUUUUGACUUGCAAGCUAUUGUGUGCACAUCAAUUCAUCACUGUUUGAUACUACCAACUUGUCAUAAUACAAUUUGUACUUAUAUUUAAAAGCCAUUAAUUAUGUUUAUGAGAUCUACCUGUUGUAUUUUGUGUAGAUAAAAAUUCUGUGCUUAUUGAAUAUAUAUUACUUAUAAGAGGAAUAAACUUUUAAAUAAUAGUUACAAAAAAUUAAAUUAUGAAUGCUAAAGAUUUUGUAAAGUACCAUUGAGAACACUAUGUACUAGCAGAUGCUAAAACCUUUUUAUAUGUAUGUAUAUUAAUAUACAACAUUGUUACUUGAUAUGGCUGUGUAAAUUAAAAUGUACUUAAAUUUCUUUGUAGAUAUGUAUACCAGCAAGAUUUUUGCCUAAGAAUUAUAGACGAAUUCAUUGUACAAUGCAAAAUGCUGAGGUAUUAAUCAUAAUGACAAGUUAGAUGUUGAGGACAACUAAAUCAAAACACUUUGAAUAAUUUUUUUCAUGUUUUGUAUUUUUUUUAAAUGUAAGAAGCCUGCAUAUCAAUUUCUACCAGAAUGUUUUUUUUUUUGUAAAACAAAUGCAAAAUAUCCUAUGAACAUAAUUUUUCCUAGCAUUCAUUUUCAAUUGUUGUUGCUGUUUAUUUGCCAAGCUGAUUAAUGCAAUAAUCAUAAUAAAGAAUAUGGACAU